Ophidiomyces ophidiicola is the source of this 2349-nucleotide messenger RNA. RefSeq lists its product as uncharacterized. The transcript has 4 exons. Gene Ontology annotation, cellular component: chromatin; nucleus. Bases 1 to 2349 code for a protein of 782 amino acids. Gene Ontology annotation, biological process: regulation of DNA-templated transcription. NCBI's taxonomy places the organism in Eukaryota, Fungi, Ascomycota, Eurotiomycetes, Onygenales, Onygenaceae. Gene Ontology annotation, molecular function: histone H3K36 methyltransferase activity; protein binding; DNA binding. The record is from RefSeq and is a predicted model, not a curated record.
AUGAUGCACUGCCCCGGCACCCGUCCUCCCUCUACGUCCCCGUCAACCACGACGGAGAGCGACACCACGGCUCUGGACACCACUGCUCCAUCCCUUACUCCUGCUACAAGCAUAUCUGGGCCCGUCAGUCCUACGGGACGCGAAGACAGGCCUGAAGACUGUGUAAAAGAGUUCAGGAAUUCAAGACGCGUGACGCGUCCCUUGGGAAGUCCGAAAUCAGACCGCGCAAACCAGGGCCUAGACCAUAAAGAAAACCGUCGGAAUGAAUUGUGUAGCUUUAAAAAUGGACUAUUUGAAAAUGACGCGCUUUGGGUUCAAGGCGGGCGGGACUUCUCGUCUCAUUUUGAGCGCCUUACGGACAUGGAUUCUGAUGGAGUACGGAAAGAGGAGCCUCGGGAGAGUAUGAAUUUGAACAGAAUUGCGGAUUUUGAAACUUCAUUUAAUAGCUGUGUUGAAAGCCCUACAUUGGUCCCCAAAUGCGGCGUCCGCUCCAGGCAAGUUAAGACGUCGGCGGCUACAGAGGAGGCAUCAUCAAGGAACGGAGCAAAGAGCGAAAAUGCAGCCAGAAGAUCCAAGCGCCUAAGUGCUCUUAAGGACAGUGCGGAUGCCGCGAAUGACAAUGACUCUGCGCUAGGGAAACGAACACUUGACACGACAUCUAAAGGCCAGGAUAAGGUUGAAAUGCCUAAUAGACGGCCUAAGCUAAGACCUAGAAUCGAAGGUCAGAUUCACUCUGAAUCUCCUUCUAGUGUACAAGCUCCGUCAACUAAGAAAAGGCGAGUCUCUGAAGCUGUUAGCCCUGGCUUAUCACCUGCAACGUCUAGCCAAUCUGUUGUCAAGGAACGCAACUUAGGUAUCCACAAGAAGAAAGAGUGGCUUAAUCAAGGCUUAUAUGCUGGACAAAACCCCGUAAAUUCUUCCACUCCAAGGUCAAAGCGAGCUCGAACAAACACAAGGAAAGGGGAGAGCCAAAAUGCGGCAGUAUUCCCACUUCCGAUCUAUGCUGGUGCAAGGCUUUUGGAGGCUGGUCGUGCCUUUAAGCUUCCAUUUGGUGUUUUCUCUCCUCUCCCGCAUAAGCAGCCCAAGCCUAAUGAAUGGAGAAAAGCGAAUAAAAAUGUAUUCGUCGGUGACGCGGCGUCGAUAUGGAAAGCUUCCAAGCUCAAAGAGCACUCAACAUGCACCUGCACGAAAGAGUCGGGAUGCGAUGAAAACUGCCAAAAUCGGUAUAUGUUUUAUGAAUGUGAUGAUACAAACUGUAGGCUGGGCCCGGAAGUCUGUCGGAAUCGAUCUUUUGGUGAACUACGAAGGCGCUGUAAGGCUGGAAGCAAGUUCAAUAUCGGUGUAGAAGUCAUCAAAACGAGCAACCGCGGUUACGGAGUCCGAAGCAAUCGAUCCUUUGACCCGAAUCAAAUAAUCAUAGAGUACACAGGGGAGAUUCUUACCCAAGAGGAAUGUGAACGGCGGAUGAGAACCGUUUACAAGAAGAGUGAGUGUUACUACCUCAUGCAUUUUGACCAGAGCAUGGUCAUUGAUGCCACGCGUGGCUCCAUUGCUCGUUUUAUCAACCAUUCUUGCGAGCCUAACUGUAGGAUGGAAAAAUGGACUGUAGCUGGCAAACCCCGCAUGGCACUCUUUGCGGGAGAGGAUGGAAUUGUGACUGGAGAAGAGCUAACAUAUGACUAUAACUUUGACCCGUAUUCUCAAAAGAAUGUUCAGGAAUGCCGAUGUGGUGCGGUAACGUGCCGGGGGGUGCUAGGCCCAAAGCCUAAGGACUAUAAAAAUAAAGGAGUUGAUGUUAAACGGAAAAGACCAGCACAAACGAUACCCACUACCGCAACUGCUGCUUCAAGGCGCAAAAGGAUGACACGGAAAUAUUCAAAAUCAACGCCCAUGAGGGCAGAAAACAAAAAACUAGCACCUAGAAGUAGACUAACCACACAACCAACGAAGUUGAAAACGAAUAUCAGAGCUGCCAAAGCAGGUACCGGGAACUUUAAACCUACGACUCUUCCGGUCAAACGUCGCGGCCGUCCCCCUUCUGCCGGUACAUCUUUAAAAACCAAUGAGAGAGUUAAGAAGCAAACUAAGCAAGUGAAUGAGAGCGUGAUCCUGUCCUCCGACAGGCAGGCAAAUUCUAUUGCCGCCGCGCGUUGCUCGAAUAGUACUCCAGCAGUAAUGAAAAGGUUCUUGGAAGCAGCUGGGGGUCCAACGCUGAGAGCAACGCCCAGCCUGACAUCCCGGAAUAAAAGAACGAACGUACCAAGGCAUGAUAGUCCUGGUGCAAUUGCUGGAAAACCGCUUAUUGCUAGGCCUAGAGGCCGCCCUAGAAAAGUCGCUUUAAAGGGAUAG